CGUCAUAACUGUUCACCGUAAAGAAAUGAAUGUUGCUUCCUUCGGAGAGCUGCAACUGGCGCUAAAAUAGCAACGUUGUCGACCAAACGUGUUGUUACUUUUUAAUUUUGACAUAUGUAAUAAUAAUAAUAAUAACUCUACGAAUUAACAUCUUACUCGGCGGCUUCAAAGUAGACAAGCGCGAAGAAGAAGUCGCACAGGAAUGUUGGCUAUCCUGUUAGCAAGUGUAGCUAGCAAGACCGCUAACAGUAUUUACAUAAAUUAAAAUUAACGUUAGGUUUAGUUUUUUAUUUAAAUUGCAAGACUAGUUUCUGGAUUACCUUCCACAAAUGGAUGAGCACAAGGAGAACCUUCACGCCGAGGACGUCAAUGUGAAGAUGUCUAACCUGAAUAUGAGAGAAGAUGAAAAGGCAAAACCUUGCAGCAGGAUAUGUCCUGCUGGAGAAUCUGAUCCUCAGGUGUCCCCGUCUCAGUCAAACAGUGACUUCAGUCAUCCGGUGUACAAAGAGAUCGCUUUGGCUAAUGGACACAUCAACCGCAUGUCCAAGGAGGAGCUUCGGAUCAAGUUAGCAGAGCUGCGGCUUGACACAAGAGGUGUAAAGGAUGUGAUGAAGAAGAGGUUGAAGAGCCACUAUAAGAAGCAGAAGCUGAUGCAGUCUGCCGCUGAGGGAGGACCGACUGACACCUACUACGACUACAUAUGUGUGGUGGACUUUGAAGCAACGUGUGAGGAGGAUAAUCCUGCAGACUUCCAUCAUGAAAUCAUUGAGUUCCCCAUGGUUCUCAUCAACACGCACACUUUAGAAAUUGUGGACACCUUUCAGGAAUAUGUAAAACCAGAGCUGAACCCACAGCUUUCAGACUUUUGUGUGAAGUUAACAGGGAUAACGCAGAAAAUGGUCGAUGACGCAGACCCGUUUCCUGAAGUUCUUCAGCGGGUCGUAGAUUGGCUUCAGGAGAGGGAGCUCGGGACAAAGUACAAAUACGCCAUCCUCACUGAUGGGGCCUGGGACAUGAGCAAGUUCCUCAACAUCCAGUGCCGGAUCAGCCGGAUCAGAUAUCCUCAUUUUGCAAAGAAGUGGAUUAACAUAAGAAAAUCAUACGGGAACUUCUACAAGGUCCCCCGCACACAGACGAAGCUGAGCACCAUGUUGGAGAAGUUGGGUCUGAAGUAUGAAGGUCGUCCUCACUCUGGGCUGGAUGAUUCACGCAACAUUGCCAAGAUAGCUCUACGCAUGCUACAGGACGGGUGUCAGCUGCGCGUCAACGAACGCAUGCACGCAGGCAAGCUGCUCUCGGUUCCCAGCUCAGCCCCUGUGGAAGGAGCUCCUCCACCACAUACCCCCCGCACCAGGGAGUAGACCCAGAAACUGAGGGUUUGUGCACACAGGAGCCGUCUCGACCCGUUACCCCCAUGAGUUCCAGAAAAAAAAACUAAAAAAAAACAAGAUCCACUAAGCACUUGCACAGUCUUAAAAGUUGUACUUGUUUUGUUUUAGAGCUUAAAAGCUGUAAAGGGUAUUUGAGUUUGACCAAUGAAAAGGGGUCAAUAUUUUAGAUUCAUAUCUGAGGUUUCCUCUCUGACCACCGCUCCGUCUAUUUUUUACAAAAGAUUUCUGAAAACGGAGAUAACUCCAGUGUGUUGUUUGAGGAUUUUUCCACAACAGCGUCAGUGUAGUCUGUUGAACCUCCCUCACCCUGCCUUAACGAGCUGCUAAUAUUCAUCAGACGAUUUGAUUAAAGAUGCCUUUCAGUUGUCACAUUUCAGUAGUUUUGCAGGUUUUGCUCCCAAGAAUACAACUAAGAAAACAAUGUUAAAUUACUGUCGUUCUUGACGUAUUUAAAAAAAAACAACAACAAUAUCAGUGUCAGCAUUGGCGUUUAAAUCCCCAUGUCUGUGUAACCAUUGUGUGAGUAUUGUAAACAAGAAUCCACACAAACGUUGCUGCUAUCGCUGUGCUGUUUGAAGUGCAACAACCAUCAAACUGUUUGACACUUUUCCAGAGUUGAAAGUUUGGAAUCAGUCCUGUGGACUUAAAAUGUCUGUAUUGAGAUCCUAUAG
This is a messenger RNA of Micropterus salmoides (largemouth bass), 2062 nucleotides long. RefSeq names its product exoribonuclease 1 (gene eri1). Gene Ontology annotation, cellular component: nucleolus; cytoplasm. Gene Ontology annotation, molecular function: nucleic acid binding; 3'-5'-RNA exonuclease activity. Gene Ontology annotation, biological process: exonucleolytic trimming to generate mature 3'-end of 5.8S rRNA from tricistronic rRNA transcript (SSU-rRNA, 5.8S rRNA, LSU-rRNA). Lineage: Eukaryota; Metazoa; Chordata; Actinopteri; Centrarchiformes; Centrarchidae. The transcript is spliced from 7 exons. The coding region runs from base 330 to 1361 and encodes 343 amino acids. The record is from RefSeq and is a predicted model, not a curated record.